CUCCGAUUACAGUGGCGUUGUCACUUCACCCUGUCGCUUCCCAGAAACAGUGAGAGAGAUGUAUCACGAACAAACUUGGGGAACUGUGAGAGAAAGGUUCAAGAAAUUCCAUACACAAAAUUCUUUAUAGUUUCAACAAAAAGAAGAACAAGAGUGGGUUUCUCUCACAGUCACCGUCUCUUCCGCCGUGCCGUCGCCGGACCCGCCAUGCUCCGCCUCCCCCAUUCCUUUCUCUCUCUACCCUUUUACUUUUCCCUCUCUUUAUUGCUUCACAAGAAUUGUAAUUAAGAGAGAGAGAGAGAGACAGCGCAGUUUCUCUUGACCGAAGAUCUUUAUUAAAAAAAGGAAAAAAAGAGUGCUGUUUGUCAAUUUUUGAAGCUUCCCUUCUUCCCUUCUCUCUUUUUCUUCGGUUUUUUUUUUAAUCCCUUUUGCUAUCUCUUUCUCUCUUUUCAAUUUGUCAAACACCCAUUUUCAGGAACUAAAAGAUGGGUUAUCUGUGAUCGAGGGAAGAGCUGAAGCAGAGGUAAGGGGGUUCCUGUUCCUGUUCUUGUUCUUGUUAUUGUUCUUGAGAGCUGAAUGGGUAUUUGUAACUUUGAGCAAUUUGAUGAGGAUUUGGCGAAAAGGGUUUUCACAUAAGGGGAAGAUUAAGGGAAUUAGGAUCUACAGCUUGGUGUUCUUGAGCUGUGGUGGGUGGAUAUGCGAAACGUAAUACGUUUCAUGUUCUUGUUCUUCUUGUUCUUGUUGUGUUUUGAGCCAACAUUUCAACAGGCGAGUUUGAGAACUGAGCGUGUAGCUCUUCUCAACCUCAGAUCGUCUCUGGGUUUGAGGAGCAGGGAUUGGCCUAUCAAAGCUGACCCUUGCUCUGUUUGGAAUGGUAUCAAUUGUCAAAAUGGUCGAGUUAUUGGUAUCAAUAUCUCUGGGUUUCGAAGAACUCGUAGUGGUAAUCUAAACCCACAAUUUGUUGUUGAUUCUUUGGCUAAUUUGACUCUUUUACAGUCUUUUAAUGCUUCUAAGUUCUUGCUUCCGGGUGUAAUUCCUGAUUGGUUUGGCUCAAGGCUCAAGUCUUUGCAAGUUCUUGAUCUUCGUUCUUGUUCUAUCAUUGGUUCUAUUCCAUUGAGUUUUGGAAAUUUGACAAAUCUAGCUAGUUUGUAUCUCUCCAAGAACAAGCUUAAUGGGACGAUUCCUUCAAGUUUUGGUCAACUUGUUCAUCUUUCUGUGCUUGAUCUUUCGCGUAAUGAGCUCACUGGAUCUGUUCCUUCGUCGAUUUCAUCUCUUGGGAACCUUUCUUUUCUCGAUCUUUCUUCGAAUCGUUUAGAUGGGUCGAUUCCUUCCCUCAUUGGGUCCAUUAGGAAGCUUCAGAAUUUGAACCUUUCCAGAAAUGAUAUCACUUCUUCAUUGCCUGCUUCACUUGGGGACCUCAAUAGAUUAGUAGACCUCGAUCUCAGUUUUAACGAAUUGUCCGGGCUGCUACCUCGAGAUUUGAGAGGCAUGAGCAGCCUGGAGAGAAUGAUAAUUGGGAACAAUCUACUUGGUGGAUCAUUGCCAGAAGGUUUGUUUACUUCUCUUAGACAAUUGCAGGCAUUGGUUCUCAAGGAUAAUAACUUUACCGGUGCAGUUCCCGACGUAUUGUUCUUGUCGCCUGGAUUGCGUCUUCUCGACAUGUCUGGAAAUAGUUUCACUGGUAUGCUGCCUAACUCGAGCUUUGCUUUGAAUUCAACUGAUGGAACAUUGAAUAUAUCUCGAAACAUGUUUUACGGUAGCCUCAUGCCAGUUAUAGGACGAUUCAGGGCUGUUGAUUUAUCGGGAAAUUAUUUUGAAGGCGGAGUUCCGAACUUUGUACCAAGGGAUGCUACUCUUGAGAGUAAUUGUCUUCAAAAUGUAUCUAGCCAGAGGACACUGGCUGACUGCUCCUCAUUUUAUACUGAAAAAGGCCUUAGUUUUGAUAACUUUGGCGAACCGAACUCCAAACAACCUUCGUUAGUCGAAAAAACUGGCAAGAACAAUAAAAGGGUAAUCGUAUUGGCGAGCGUAUUAGGAGGGGUUGGAUUUAUUGUCCUUCUGGUGUUGCUGGUGAUGCUGGUUCUAUAUAUUGGUGGCAAGAGAGCGUCGAGGAAUCAAAGGGCGGUCAGUGUAGGACCAAUACCCCCUGGCAGUAACGAACCGCCUCCAGGCUUAUCGAUUAACUUUGCAAGUUUAGGUGAUAGGUUUACAGAUAAACAGCUUCUUCAGGCUACUGGUGGCUUUAGCGACGAGAACUUGAUCAAACUCGGCCACUCUGGUGAUCUAUUUCAUGGUGUCUUGGACAAUGGGGCCGAUGUCGUUAUAAAGAAGAUCGACCUGCGGAAGGUUAAGAAGGAAACCGAACUAGUGGAAUUGGAUUUGUUUGGUAAGGUGUCACAUACAAGAUUGGUUCCUCUUUUAGGACACUGCCUAGAUAAUGAGCAUGAGAAGUUCUUGGUUUACAAAUAUAUGCCAAACGGAGACUUGGCCAGUUCUUUGGUCAGGAAAACUAAUGUUGAUGAUGAAAAUAUUCAGUCUUUGGAUUGGAUAACAAGGCUUAAAAUUGCUUUGGGAGCUGCAGAGGGUCUUGCUUAUAUGCAUCAUGAUUGUUCUCCGCCGCUCGUUCACAGAGAUGUUCAAGCUAGCAGUAUACUUCUUGAUGAUAAAUUCGAAGUACGACUCGGGAGCUUGAGUGAAGUUCGUGCCCAAGACGGGGACAGCCACCAGAAACGAAUGUCCAGGUUGCUUCGGUUGCCACAGUCAUCUGAGCCAGGUUCUUCUGGGACUCAGACAUCAGUAUGUUCCUAUGAUGUUUACUGUUUUGGGAAGGUGUUAUUAGAGCUAGUGACAGGCAAGGUGGGCAUCAGUGCUACUCCUGAUACCCAAUUGAAGGACUUUUAUGAUCAAACAUUCCCAUACAUCAGCAUCCACGACAAAGAAUUGGUGAGCAAAAUCAUCGAUCCGAAUCUGAUUGUCGAUGAAGAUUUCCUCGAGGAAGUGUGGGCUAUGGCUGUUGUCGCGAAGUCAUGUCUGAAUCCAAGGCCUUCGAGACGACCCCAGAUGAGAUACAUCCUGAAAGCUUUGGAGAAUCCUUUAAAGGUCGUGAGAGAAGAAAGUUCAGGUUCGGCAAGGCUACGAGCAACUUCUUCACGAAGCUGGAAUGCAGCUUUGUUCGGGAGCUGGCGACAAAGCCUAUCAGAUCUAACGGUUGUACCAGCUGCUGCCACAACAACGUCAAGAGCCGUGGGAGGUAGCUUCAAACACUCAGGAACUUCAGGUUCACAAGGAAGUGGCCAGAACAACAGCGGUGAAGCUUCACGGAGAAGGCAUUCAAAGGAAAUAUUCCCCGAGCCACCAGACGAGCAAGGCGAGAGAGGCGAGUAUCAUUACUAGUAAAGAAAAUUCAUUGAUCUUGAUUGAUUCUUUGUCAAUAACAAACACAGCAGCAGGCCAUUCCAAUUGAGAGAGCCUGAUAACUGCUCGACCUGGCGGGUUGUUGCUUUCGGGUUUCGUAGUUGGAGAGGAGAGGGCGGCCGACGCCCCGAGCUUUCUGCCAUGGAAAUUUGUCAUUCUUUGAGAAAUGUAUGGGUCUUUUGUUGUUGGUGAUUUUAUGUUUUGUGGAAGGCAUGGGGCCUUCAAGCUUUCUGUAGGCGUUUCUUGUUCUUGUUUGUUCUCAUUAUUAUUAUUUUAUACCUUUUUUUGUUCCA
Messenger RNA from Cucurbita maxima (winter squash), 3707 nucleotides. Its product is annotated as probable LRR receptor-like serine/threonine-protein kinase At2g16250. Gene Ontology annotation, molecular function: ATP binding; protein binding; protein kinase activity. Gene Ontology annotation, biological process: hormone-mediated signaling pathway; protein phosphorylation. The record is from RefSeq and is a predicted model, not a curated record. Lineage: Eukaryota; Viridiplantae; Streptophyta; Magnoliopsida; Cucurbitales; Cucurbitaceae. The transcript is spliced from 4 exons. The coding region runs from base 697 to 3393 and encodes 898 amino acids. Gene Ontology annotation, cellular component: plasma membrane.